Molecule: messenger RNA, 1033 nt
Organism: Drosophila grimshawi
Lineage: Eukaryota; Metazoa; Arthropoda; Insecta; Diptera; Drosophilidae
Gene: Tsp2A
Product: tetraspanin-2A
Exons: 2
Coding region: 121-855 (244 amino acids)
Cellular component (GO): membrane
Source: RefSeq, a predicted model, not a curated record
UGCGUCCGUUUCCAGAGCAGCCAAAACGAUUUCAACGAACGAACCCAACGGAGCGGCCCCAACGCAACCAUAACUAUUUUUUUUUUUUCUCGUGUAAUAAACAAUUAAAAGUCCGUCAACAUGGGCAUUGGCUAUGGCGCCGCCGACGAGCAGCUGGAGAAACAGAUCGGCUGUGUGAAGUAUACGCUGUUCUGCUUCAAUAUCGUGGCCUGGAUGAUAUCAACGGCGCUGUUCGCCCUAACCGUGUGGCUGCGUGCCGAGCCGGGCUUCAAUGACUGGUUGCGCAUAUUGGAGGCGCAGUCGUUUUAUAUUGGCGUCUAUGUGCUAAUUGCCAUCAGCAUCAUUAUGAUGGCAAUUAGCUUCUUGGGCUGCCUCAGCGCACUCAUGGAGAAUACGCUGGCGCUGUUUGUGUUCAUUGGCACCCAGAUACUUGGAUUUAUUGCAACGGUUGCCGGCUCUGCAAUUCUGAUGCAGUAUAGCACAAAUGAUUCGAGCUUGCAGCCGCUUUUGAAUGUAUCGCUGCGGAGAUUUGUAUCAACAUCGGAGUACACGUACUCUAACUAUGUGCUGACUAUGAUCCAGGAGAAUAUUGGGUGCUGCGGUGCCAGCGGUCCAUGGGAUUAUUUGGAUUUGCGCCAACCGUUGCCCAGCUCCUGUCGCGACACCGUCAGUGGCAAUGCCUUCUUCAGUGGCUGCGUGGACGAGCUGACCUGGUUCUUCGAAGGCAAGACCUCCUGGAUUGUGGCACUGGCCAUGGUAAUGGCCAUGCUAUCGGUUAUCUGCGGUGUCAUGAGCUUCAUUCUCGUCCAGGCCGUCAAGAAGGAGGAGGAGCAGGCCAGCAACUACAGACGCUAGGCACCAAGCAAACCAUCUAGUUAGCUAAGUUAAAAGACGCACCUAGACACACCUAGGCGAGCGCACAGUGCAAAGAGUAAUAUACAUGCUUAAUAGACAAUAAGUUUUUCAAUUCGAACAAUAAGUACAUAAACACGUUCAUAAACCAACAAAAUAAAUCCAUCUUUGGCCCACUAAA